AUGAGCAGAAACAGGGCUGAUGUUGUCGACCUGACAACCAGAUCAUCACGGCGAAAUCCUAUCUCUUUAUCCUCCUCCCCGCCUGCCGCCCCGGACCAUGCAACCUCUUCCCGACAUGGACAGUUUACUACUACCCGCGGUGUCAAGCGUCGCCGUAAUUGGAACGAUGAGCAUGACGGCUCCUUCGUAUCCCCUUCGGCUUUCUCCGAAAAUGAGCCCAUCGAAACAAUCGACAUGACCGACGACUCAGGCGCGGCCGCACUCGCUCGAACAGCGGCCAAACAGAGAGAGGAUGCUAUAAAAGCGCAGGCUUCAGCGGAGAGUGAUUCAAACCUUUCCGCUCUACUUUCUUAUAAAUGUCCCAUUUGCAUGGAAACGCCCGUGGACGCAACGAGUACCUCGUGCGGACAUCUCUUUUGUCACAAGUGCAUUAUCGACUGCUUGAAGAUGAGCGAGCAGACACGUGGCGGUGACUCUUCAAAACAACACAAGGGGACCUGCCCAGUGUGCCGCACACCGAUUUCGCGAAAGGAGAUGCCGGGGAAGUCUAAGAAUCUCAUUCCGUUGUUGUUUCUAACAAAAAAGCGAAGUGAUCUUCCCGUAUCUGGCCCAUAG
This is a messenger RNA of Penicillium roqueforti, 615 nucleotides long. RefSeq lists its product as uncharacterized. NCBI's taxonomy places the organism in Eukaryota, Fungi, Ascomycota, Eurotiomycetes, Eurotiales, Aspergillaceae. The record is from RefSeq and is a predicted model, not a curated record. Gene Ontology annotation, molecular function: metal ion binding. Bases 1 to 615 code for a protein of 204 amino acids. The transcript has 2 exons.